Molecule: messenger RNA, 1232 nt
Organism: Zea mays
Lineage: Eukaryota; Viridiplantae; Streptophyta; Magnoliopsida; Poales; Poaceae
Product: shugoshin-1
Exons: 8
Coding region: 97-1053 (318 amino acids)
Biological process (GO): maintenance of meiotic sister chromatid cohesion; meiotic sister chromatid segregation
Cellular component (GO): nucleus; chromosome, centromeric region
Source: RefSeq, marked provisional
ACCAAAGUUCCCCUACUCUCUCUGGAUCUCACUUCCUCUAUCCGACUUUCUCAUCGCUUGGCGCGCCCUCCCAUCGCCGUGAUUGACGAACAGCCCAUGGAGGUGGACGCGCCCGUCCUCGCGCCCCAACAGGCCGUCACGCCCCCAGCGGCCGCGCUGGCCAAGAAGACGCUUGCAUCAGACGUGACGGCGACCCCCAAGUCCAGGGUCACGAGGAGGAAGACGCUCUGCGACAUCACCAACCUGAGCAAGCGCGAGCCGGUCGACGUGCCGGGCGAGCCGGCGUGCCCGGAGGCGCCGGCACCGGCGGACGCGGGCGGCCUUGAGGGGUUUGCGCAGCUAGUCGAGGAGAAAGCGGAACUCGUGAGGCUCCUCGCGGCGAGAGACGAGAUCAUAGAGCUGAGCCGGGCUGAGAUUCAGAAGCUGCGCCUUGCCAACUGGGAACUUGGGCGGGCCCAUUCCCAGUUGAUGGCGGAGGUUAACCUCGGAAGAAAAAGGUUGAAAGCGUUGCAACAUGAGCUUGCGUGCUCAAGAGCCAGCCUUAAAGCAAAAGCGUCUGAACUGGAGGAUGUGAAGAAGACGAUGCAGCGGCGCAACGCACCUGUGCAAAGGACGCAGCAUCUGGGUCCUGACAGAGCUGUGCAGACCAGGGAUGGAGAUGUAGUCGAUGCGGAGCCCGCUUCGGACGCAUCGUCUGCGAGGAGCAUCCAGAGGGCCGGGAACGCCAGCAGGAAACGAGUGCUGAGAUCUCGAUCUCUAGGACCUACGGCAUCUUCGAAACCGAUGCUUUCGAAGGAUAGGGAUGCCUCUCAGAGACGGAAGUCCAUGAGAACACCCGAGUUGAGCAGCCGCACGGAGGACUUGUUCGAGAUAGAGGACGUCCAGCUCGCAAUCGGCAGCUGCAAGAUCGAUCCAGAGAGUGCUUCCGGCAGCGAGAAGCCUGGGCACCCGUUCUUGCGCAGAUCAUCUCUUGGAAGGCCGAUGCGGCAGGCCAGGGAACGAGUCACCACCUACAAGGAGAUGCCUCUCCAUGUUAAACUCAGGAGGCCCUAGAGGUUGUCAGGUUUUUAGCCAACGAUUCUUUGGUGUGUUUCUGCAUCUAGUCAAAUGCAGAUAGUGUGUAGUAUCUCUCCGUGUGAAAAUUUUGUGUGCGUUUGGCUUAUCGGCAUUGAUACCUGGUGAAGGGUGCUGUGUAAUCUAUUUAUCCUGUUUGUGAUUCUAGUGUUGAUCCA